AUGCCAAGGAAAGCUCCUCUGAGUGAACCACAUGAAGACACCGAUUGUUGGCAGUCCACAAAUGAUGGUGAUAUUGAGAUGGAUGAUCAACCUGUUGGUGCUCGUAUAUGUGACGAAGCAGGAAAUUUUAUUCACCCAGAUACACCUCUGCCUCCCUACACCUCUCGGGCCCCAGAUGACUGGACACCUUACCACAAUCAAAUCGAGUUCAAGACAGCCAAGUUUCUUUAUUCGAAAGUCCAAAUGUCCGCAGGUGAUAUCGACAAACUUAUGCAGUUGUGGGGUGCUACACUUGCAAAACACAAUGAUGCCCCUCCAUUUUCAGACCACUGUGAUUUGUAUUCGACUAUUGACAACACACCGGUUGGAGAUGUCCCAUGGAAAUCUUUUUCGAUGAAAUACAAUGCCAAGGACAAUGAUAUGAAUGAAAGUGCACCAUGGAUGGACAAGACAUACACCACAUGGUUUCGUGAUCCACGCACUAUAAUACAUAACAUGCUCGCCAAUCCGGAUUUCAAGGACACAAUGGACUAUGUACCAUACCAGGAAUUUAUUAGAGAGGGUGAUGAUGCAAAGUGUCAAUGGCGCAAUCUAAUGUCAGAUCCCCGUACACAUGGUGCAACCUUUGUUCCGGUAAUCCUUGGAAGCGACAAAACAAUGGUUUCAGUAGCAACUGGACAAAACGAUUACUACCUGCUGUAUGUUUCGAUUGGCAAUGUCCACAAUAAUAUUCAUUGUGCCCACCGAAAUGCUGUCGCUCUUAUUGGUUUCUUGGAUAUCCAAAAGACAUCCAAAAAACAUGCUGAGGACCCACACUUUCGAAAAUUCAAGAACCAACUCUUCCAUAGUUCAUUGUCGCAAAUAUUGUUGUCACUCAAGCCUGCAAUGUCUGUUCCCGAGGUUACACGCUUUGGAGACGGGCACUUUUGCCAUAUGGUAUAUGGCCUAGGACCCUACAUUGCCAAUUACCCUGAACAAUCAGUCCUUGCUUGCAUCAUUUACAAUUGGUGUGCGAAGUGCUUUGCAUUCCCUAAUAACUUGGAUGCACUUGACAAUGGGCUGCGUGGCCGAGAAUUCGAUUACACAACACUGUGGGAGGAAUGGGGAAUUAUUGGUGACUUAGUGCCUUUCACCGAUGAUUACCCUCAUGCCGAUAUCCAUGAGCUCCUGUCACCAGAUAUCCUGCAUCAAAUUGUUAAAGGCACAUUUAAAGACCAUUUAGUUAUGUGGGUCGAACAGUAUCUACUGCAGGAACACGGAAAGACACACACAAAAGAGAUUCUCGAUGACAUUGACCGCCGGUAA
Molecule: messenger RNA, 1305 nt
Organism: Suillus discolor
Lineage: Eukaryota; Fungi; Basidiomycota; Agaricomycetes; Boletales; Suillaceae
Exons: 7
Coding region: 1-1305 (434 amino acids)
Source: RefSeq, a predicted model, not a curated record